Caenorhabditis elegans is the source of this 1705-nucleotide messenger RNA. RefSeq names its product Delta(24)-sterol reductase (gene Y7A5A.1). Gene Ontology annotation, cellular component: Golgi membrane; endoplasmic reticulum membrane. NCBI's taxonomy places the organism in Eukaryota, Metazoa, Nematoda, Chromadorea, Rhabditida, Rhabditidae. Gene Ontology annotation, biological process: steroid metabolic process. Gene Ontology annotation, molecular function: flavin adenine dinucleotide binding; FAD binding; Delta24-sterol reductase activity. The coding region runs from base 3 to 1619 and encodes 538 amino acids. The transcript is spliced from 8 exons. The record is from RefSeq and is marked reviewed.
GGAUGGUGCUUGGAACGGUAAAAGCCAAAGCAAUCAGGUGGUUGGAAGACAAUAGAGGUUUAGUCAUUGUGCUGUUCUGUUUACCAGCUAGCUUUCUCUUCGAUCUUUUCAUCCAAUUCCGUAUCUGGCUUGACCGCAAACUGUCCGCUACAACUUCCCAUCAGCAACGUGUUCAAAAGAUCCAAGACCAAGUCACUGAAUGGAGCAAGCUUCCAGAUUCCGAACAAAAACCGCUCUGCACCGCUAGGCCUAACUGGUUAAGCUUGUCUACAACCUUUUUUGACAAGAGAAAAUGCCACCAAGUUCCAAUUGAUCUUCACGACGUGCUCUCCUUAGACGAAAAAAAUCUCACUGUGACUGUGGAACCGAAUAUCACUGUCCGUGAAAUUUGCAAAUUUUUGAUUCCAAAAGGCUACACCCUUGCUGUAACAUUAGAGAUUGGAGAUGCCACGCUCGGAGGUCUUGCUUUUGGAGUUGGGAUGACAACAUAUUCUCAUAAAGUUGGUCUCUACCAAGAAGCAAUCGUCAGUUACGAAGUGGUCACAGCCGACGGGAAUGUGAUUACUGUAACUGAUUCAAACGAGCAUUCUGAUUUGUUUUACUGCCUCCCGUGGUCUCAUGGAACACUUGGUUUCUUGGUUGGUCUCACUUUAAGAAUUGUGAAAGUUAAACCUUAUGUUCAUAUGGAAUAUAUCCCGUGCCACUCACAAGAUGAGUACUGCAAAAAAAUCAUGGAACUCUCUGGAGCAACUGACAAAAACACGAAAGUUGCUGAUUAUUUGGAAGUGACCAUUUAUGACAAGAAUGAAGCUGUGAUCAUGGUUGGAAAUUUUGCAGACGUGGAUAGCAAGAGCAAUGCAAAGGUCAACGACGUCUGCUGGUUUUACAAACCGUGGUUCUACAAACACGUUGAAACAUUCUUGAAGAAAGGAGGUGAAGAAUACAUUCCACUCGAAUCCUACUUACUGCGCCACAACCGUGCCAUUUUUUGGGUUGUCGAGAGCAUGAUUCCAUUCGGAAAUCACCCCGUGUUCCGUGCUUUCCUUGGCUGGCUUUGCCCACCAAAGCCGGCAUUCUUGAAAUUUACCACCACACAAGCCGUCAGAGAAAUGACGUUCGCGAAGCAGGUCUUCCAAGAUAUUGUAAUGCCAUUGGACACAUUGAAAGAGCAAGUUGACACUGCUGUAAAGUUGUUUGAUACGUACCCACUACUGGUGUACCCAUGUAGAAUUUACGAUCACAAGGGAGGUGCCCCACAAGGACAGUUGAGAGCGCCACCAAAAUCUCGCUUGGUACCUGGAACAAAUUAUUCAAUGUUCAAUGAUCUUGGUGUCUAUGGUACCCCUGGACAAGUGGAACGUCGUGAGCCAUACAACCCAACUCAUGCGAUGAGAGCUAUGGAAAAAUUCACCCGCGACGUCGGUGGUUACUCCUUCCUUUAUGCAGAUAUUUUCAUGAGCGAGGAAGAAUUUAAUGAGAUGUUCGACAUGACUCUUUACAAUCAAGUGCGUCUUAGAUAUCACUGCGACGGAGCAUUCCCAAGACUUUACGACAAAGUCAAACCAGAGAUUGAUGUGAUUUCCAUCGGAGAAACGUAUGCCGUCAAGAAAGAGGAAUGAAAAAAUAAUUAAAUUGAGUUGCUUGAAUGAUAUGAAAUGAAUUUUUAGUGUGAAUUUUUGAAAAAAGUAAAAGAUUGACUUGUUAA